Molossus molossus (Pallas's mastiff bat) is the source of this 2159-nucleotide messenger RNA. It is a transcript of the gene BMPER, whose product is annotated as BMP binding endothelial regulator. Lineage: Eukaryota; Metazoa; Chordata; Mammalia; Chiroptera; Molossidae. Bases 1 to 2058 code for a protein of 685 amino acids. Gene Ontology annotation, molecular function: protein binding. The transcript has 15 exons. The record is from RefSeq and is a predicted model, not a curated record.
AUGCUCUGGUUCUCCGGCGUCAGGGCUGUGGCUGAGCGUCCCUGCCGGCGCUCGCCUGGGAUUACCUGCUGCGUCUUGCUGCUGCUCAAUUGCUCGGGGGGCCCCAUGCCUCUGGCUUCCUCCCUGUUGACAGGUUCUGUUGCAAAAUGUGAAAAUGAAGGUGAAGUCGUCCAGAUUCCAUUUAUCACGGACAACCCUUGUAUAAUGUGUGUCUGCUUGAACAAGGAAGUGACCUGUAAGAGAGAGACGUGCCCCACGCUGUCGAGAGACUGUGCCCUGGCCAUCAAGCAGAGGGGAGCCUGUUGUGAGCAGUGCAAAGGUUGCACCUACGAUGGAAACACCUACAACAGCUCCUUCAAGUGGCAGAGUCCAGCCGAGCCCUGCGUCCGGCGCCAGUGCCAGGAAGGCGUCGUCACAGAGUCCGAGCUGCGCUGCGUCGUGCAUUGUGAGAACCCUUCCAGGCACCUGGGAACAUGCUGCCCCACCUGUCCAGGCUGUGUGUUCGAGGGUGUGCAGUACCGGGAAGGGGAGGACUUCCGGCCAGAAGGAGACAAAUGCACCAGGUGUUCCUGUGCUGGAGGCAGGACACAGUGCGUGCGAGAAGUCUGUCCCAUUCUCUCCUGUCCUCAGCACCUCAGCCACAUUCCCCCGGGACAGUGCUGCCCCAAAUGUUUGGGUCAGAGGAAAGUGUUUGACCUCCCGUUUGGAAGCUGCCUCUUCCGCAGUGAUGUGUACGACCACGGAUCUACCUUUCUCUACGAUAACUGCACUGCGUGCACCUGCAGGGACUCUACAGUGGUGUGUAAGAAGAAGUGCUCACGCCCUGGAGACUGUGACAGGGGCCAGGAGGCCUGCUGUGAGGGAUGCCUCCUGCACAUGCCCCCGGAAGACAUCAAAGUGUGCAAGUUUGGCAACAAGGUUUUUCGGGAUGGAGAGAUGUGGUCCUCCGUGAACUGCACCAUCUGCGCCUGUGCGAAGGGCAAGACGGAGUGUCGCAAGAAGCAGUGCGCCCCCAUCAGCAGCUGCCCACAGGGUAAAAUUCUCAACAGGAAAGGAUGCUGUCCUAUUUGCACAGAAAAGCCCGGCGUUUGCACGGUUUUCGGAGAUCCCCACUACAACACUUUUGACGGACGGACAUUUAACUUUCAGGGGACGUGUCAGUACGUUUUGACGAAAGACUGCUCCUCCCCUGCCUCGCCCUUCCAGGUGCUGGUGAAGAACGACGCGCGCAGGACGCGCUCCUUCUCCUGGACCAAGUCGGUGGACCUGGUGCUGGGCGCGGGCACCCUCAGCCUGCAGCAGCACCUGGCCGUGCGCUGGAACGGCUCGCGCAUCGCGCUGCCCUGGCAGGCGCCGCACUUUCACAUCGACCUGGACGGCUACCUCCUGAAAGUGACGACCAAAGCAGGUCUGGAAAUAUCCUGGGAUGGGGACAGUUUUGUAGAAGUCAUGGCUGCCCCUCAUCUCAAGGGCAAACUCUGUGGUCUGUGUGGCAACUAUAAUGGACAUAAGCGUGAUGACUUAAUUGGUGGAGAUGGAAACUUCAAGUUUGACGUGGAUGACUUUGCUGAGUCCUGGAGGGUAGAGUCCAAUGAGUUCUGCAAUAGACCCCGGAGAAAACCAGUGCCCGAACUGUGUCGCGGGACGGUCAAGGUAAAGCUUCGAGCCCAUCGAGAAUGCCAGAAACUCAAGUCCUGGGAGUUUCAGACCUGCCACUCGACGGUGGACUAUGCUACUUUCUACCGGUCCUGCGUGACGGACAUGUGUGAAUGUCCAGUCCAUAAAAACUGUUACUGUGAGUCGUUCCUGGCGUAUACGCGGGCCUGCCAGAGAGAGGGCAUCGGCGUCCACUGGGAGCCGCAGCGGAACUGUGCAGCCACCCAGUGUAAGCACGGGGCUGUGUACGACACCUGUGGUCCGGGAUGUGUCAAGACCUGUGACAACUGGAAUGAGAUUGGCCCAUGCAAUAAGCCGUGCAUCGCAGGCUGCCACUGUCCGGCCAACCUGGUCCUUCACAGGGGAAGGUGCAUCAAGCCAGUCCUUUGUCCUCAGCGGUGACCUUUGGUCAGCAGCUUAAGACUUGGGAACCUGGUGUCCUCGACACUGAAGUGAAGAGCCAGUGGAGGACUGCAGUAUUUGUGUGCCGAUCCUGCAGACAC